AUGGACGUAAAAAAUGCAUUUCUCAAUGACAAUCUUACUGAAGAAGUUUAUAUGCAACCUCCACCUGGAUAUAAUUAUCGUCCAAUCAAAGUGUGUAAACUUAAUCAUGCUCUCUAUGAAGUCUGCGCACGUGGUAUUAUUUUUCUUCUUCUUUAUGUUGAUAAUAUGAUUGUUACUGUUGAUGAUACUGUUGGUAUUUUCAAUCUCAAAGCCUACCUCAACAAGCAAUUUCAGAUGAAGGAUUUAGGUAAUGUGAGCCACUUCUUGGGUCUUGAGAUCUCAUCUAUAUCCGAUGGCCACUAUCUCACUCAGGCUAAGCUAGUGACCCAACUGAUCUCAACUACAGGCUAUUGCUUCAUUAUCGGUGACUCACUCAUCUCUUGGCAAAGUAAGAAGCAAUCUCUUGUUUCUCGCUUUAGUACUAAGGCAGAGUAUCGUGCUAUUGUUGACACUACUCAGGCAGUGAUAUGGCUUCACUGGCUACUGCUACUACACUUUAUUGUGACAAUCAAAGUGUUUAAUUAG
Molecule: messenger RNA, 525 nt
Organism: Rhododendron vialii
Lineage: Eukaryota; Viridiplantae; Streptophyta; Magnoliopsida; Ericales; Ericaceae
Exons: 3
Coding region: 1-525 (174 amino acids)
Source: RefSeq, a predicted model, not a curated record